Messenger RNA from Solanum verrucosum, 1031 nucleotides. Its product is annotated as expansin-A13-like. The record is from RefSeq and is a predicted model, not a curated record. Gene Ontology annotation, biological process: plant-type cell wall organization. The coding region runs from base 44 to 847 and encodes 267 amino acids. The transcript is spliced from 2 exons. Lineage: Eukaryota; Viridiplantae; Streptophyta; Magnoliopsida; Solanales; Solanaceae. Gene Ontology annotation, cellular component: extracellular region.
UGAUAAAAUUUCCCAAUUCCCAAGAUUCUCAGUACUAUCGAAAAUGUUGCUACAAUUAUUACUAACACUCACACUGUGUAGUACAUUCUCACUAGCUCACUCCCACUACAAUUGGUCACCGUCUUCCUCCUCCACCGCCGCCGCCGCCGCCGCUCACCCAUCGGAGUGGCGGCCGGGACGGGCCACCUACUAUGCUCCUGCAGAUCCGCGGGAUGUAGUAGGUGGCGCGUGUGGAUACGGUGAUUUAGAGAGAAGUGGGUAUGGUAAAUCGACAGCUGGAUUAAGCACUGUGCUAUUCGAAAAGGGUCAGAUUUGCGGAGCUUGCUUUGAAGUUCGAUGUGUUGAGGAACUCCGAUGGUGUAUUCCGGGUACUUCAAUUAUUGUUACUGCAACGAAUUUUUGUGCUCCGAAUUAUGGAUUUGAACCUGAUGGCGGUGGACAUUGUAACCCUCCGAAUGCUCAUUUUGUUCUGCCGAUUGAAGCUUUUGAGAAAAUUGCGAUUUGGAAAGCUUCGAAUAUGCCUGUUCAGUAUCGAAGAAUAAAGUGCAGAAAGGAAGGAGGAGUUCGAUUCACGAUCAAUGGUGCUGGAAUAUUCUUGUCUGUUUUAAUCAGUAAUGUUGCAGGCACGGGUGAUAUAGUGGCAGCAAAAGUUAAGGGUUCAAGAACAGGAUGGCUCCCUAUGGGUAGGAUCUGGGGCCAAAACUGGCAUAUAAGUGCGGACUUGAAGAAUCAACCACUAGCUUUCGAGAUAACAAGCAGUGAUGGAGUCACCUUAACAUCUUACAAUGUUGCUCCGAAGAUCUGGAAUUUUGGACAGACUUUUCAAGGUAAGCAGUUCGAAUCGUAGGACUCUGCCAGCACUGUAUCUGUUCCUGGACCUUAUUUGAGGGAUUCGUUGAGAUUGAGUUGUGCUUGUUUAUGAUGGGGAACUACCAGAUGUAGAUUUUGGAGUGCAAAGUUGUAAGAUCACUUGAAUGUAAUAGUAAGUAUGUUGUAUGUUUCAUUGUUUAUAUAUGUAUUGUAUUGUAUUG